AUGUUUCUGAACGAAAUUGAUACUUUUCAUGCAACCGAAACUCGACUCAUGCGGAAUUUGAGAGAUGUUCUCGAAAUUGAAAGUUCGAAUAUGAGCGAAGGGUGUGCGUAUCUUGAGGCAGCACUGAAGGGUGAACGAGAAAUGGCAGAUGCCGAACUUGCCAAGUUUAAGACUGUUUUCUCUGAGGGUCUCGAGUAUUUGCGCAAUUUUCAG
Messenger RNA from Anisakis simplex (herring worm), 213 nucleotides. The record is from the annotation of a GenBank genome assembly. Lineage: Eukaryota; Metazoa; Nematoda; Chromadorea; Rhabditida; Anisakidae.